This is a messenger RNA of Aureobasidium melanogenum CBS 110374, 2472 nucleotides long. RefSeq lists its product as uncharacterized. Lineage: Eukaryota; Fungi; Ascomycota; Dothideomycetes; Dothideales; Saccotheciaceae. Gene Ontology annotation, biological process: cytoplasmic microtubule organization; spindle assembly; microtubule nucleation. The record is from RefSeq and is a predicted model, not a curated record. The coding region runs from base 1 to 2472 and encodes 823 amino acids. Gene Ontology annotation, cellular component: centrosome; gamma-tubulin complex; equatorial microtubule organizing center. The transcript has 4 exons. Gene Ontology annotation, molecular function: microtubule minus-end binding; gamma-tubulin binding.
AUGGCUCACGCUGCAAAACUUAAUGCCCUUACCGAUGACUUGAUCAGCGCUGUUACCCCAUCUACUCCUCAUGCCCGGCAGAUCAGACAUUUGAGAGAUUCUGCCCUGAAAACCUUCAAAGCACAACAACAUGUUCGUGUCAAUCAGUUUGAGAUCGAUGCACGACUCGAAGGCCUGCUGGAGAAGUUCUAUGUUCUAAACAAUGAUCACUUAGCAGAUGCUCUGAAACCUCGCCUUGAUGAGUUGGCCGCCAUACCCAACAAUUGGAGACCAGAGAGUCUAGCUCUUUUGCUGGCUCUUUCCGAUCGGCCAGCCGAAAAGACAGACAUUAACAAAGCUUUGGAGAUUUGUCCUGAUGAACCGGCCGAACAGCAAUUGACAUGGGCUGAAAUCAUCGCUGACGAUCCGCUUGACGAAGAGGGUAUCUGGAACGACGUCGAGUAUGAAUCCGACUACUCGGAGCACCGCGCACACAGCCUGAGUGAUGAAUCUGUUGCCGAACCGACAACGUCUACUUCUGCGUCAUCCCUUGGUGAACAAGAUGUUGCUACCUUGGCUCGCGCAUUCAUUGUUCCCAAGGAUCAUGAACUGCUGGAUCAGGUCAAGGAGCUACGCAACCGCAUGACGAGCAUGCAUUCCGGGUCAGAGCUCACAGAGCUACAAGUCAUUCGUCAAGUAUUACUGAUGCUCCAUGGGCUCCCCACAGAUCUGUUCGAAGCUGGACCUGGUGGUCGUAUCCGAACAAGGCACUCUUGUCGUAUAAUCAACAUCGCACCAUCAACUAUAGAUCACGUUCUCCAGGAUUAUGCCUCACUUGGCUCGCAGAUCGCCAUUGUCAGAAGAUUUGUUGCAUCCAGCCAGCAAAGCGUGGUUCUGCAAAGCUUCCAAGCUGCAGUGCAAACUCGACUGAGUGACUUCGGUCGAUUGCUAUCAAACAUCGAGCAGAACUUUCUCCAACAACAAACGUCGGCGGUGGUGAGCUUACUUCAUGUGUACGCUGAGAUUGAUCAUGUCGCUAGACCACUUGUUCGACUCGGAGGUCUAAUCCCGGACGAUGCCGCCAAGCAUAAUGUUCGAGCGGUGCAAUUGCUCAACAACCUGUUCAAACAGACUUGUAACCUUCAGCUCGUCGGUGAAGACGAAGAAAGUUCAGAGGUUGCAGAUCUUCUGUUCAAAUGUCUAGAGCCAUAUCUUCGUCCUAUUCGAUUAUGGAUGAUUGAAGGCAAACUUAUUGCCUCAAACGAACUGUUUUUCGUACGUUCUGAUGAUGAGAGUCCCGAUCGCGGGUCAAUCUGGCAUUCCCGCUUCACGCUGCUCAGACAGGCCGAUGGAUCUGUCUUUGCACCUGACUUCAUGCAAGGCAUAGCAGAGAGAAUUUUCAAGGCUGGGAAAAGUGUCAUGUUCCUCGAGGCCCUCGGUCAUCACCGAGACAUCUCUGAGCGUAGUGGACAUAGUCUGGAUGUUGCUCGAAUCAUGCGAGCGGCGAGCAAUGGCUUGCUACCUUUCUCGGAAGUUUUCAAGCAGGCCUUGAACAAUUUCACUGACGCACUAGAGGAGUCAGAGACACAAAUCCUACACCAGACCUUAAUGUCACAGUGUGGGCUCCAAACGACCAUCAGUGCGGUCAACCAUAUCUAUCUCGGUGUACAUGGUUCACGCUUCCAGGACUUUGCCUACGCCAUAUUCCGGCGUAUGGACCGAGGUAGUGGCUGGGAUGAUCGUUUCCUUCUAACAGAGUUGGCACAAACUGCUUUCGAGGCGACGGACGCUGUCAUGACUGACCACAUCAUUGUUCGUGUCAAACCCGGGGCUGAUCAGCAAACUACUUCGUCUCACGAUCGACGUGUAGACAUGCUGGGUCGUAUUGUCGUGGAAUACUCUAUCUCAUGGGCAUUGCAGAAUGUUCUAACCAAGGCGACUCUAGCAGCCUGCCAAAACGCUUUCACAAUACUGCUAAGGCUCUACCGAGCUCAGUACUUGUUGAAUCAACAAGAAUGGACGCUGAGCAUCAUGGCUGAUCGGUACAAGGAGCAAAGAGUCAAGGAGCUACUGGCUCUCCGCCAGCACCUAUCCUGGUUUGCGACUACCUUGAAAGGCUACGUCUGUGAGGUGCUGUCUGUCGUAUCAAAACAACUCACUACCUAUCUCGAGGCCGCGGCAGACGUGGAUGGCAUGAUUGCAGCAUUCGACACAUUUCAGCUUGACCUGACUAGCAAACUGCUGCAACAGGACAAUCUGGCACCGAUACAAGGUUCUAUCUUAGCUAUAUUUGAACUCUACGAGAAUCUCGCACUAGAGUGGAGGCAUGCCAGAUCAGUGUUGAGCGUCCCCAGUCUGCUCAAAGAGUAUAACAGGCAGUUGUCAUUCUUGCUGGCUGGGUUACGGAGUGUAAGCAGGAUUGAGGGCGAGCCAGCAUGGAUCAUGCUUUCUGAAAGACUUUCAUGGGGAGUCAUGACUGCAGAUAGGAAAUAA